UGGCGGUGAGGAGCAUGGCGGGGCUUCUGCUGCCAACCUCGUCCUGUUCAGACCCCAAGAACGCCUCCGGGACGCCCACGCCCGCGGUGCUGAGGGCGCGAGAGAGGGAUAAACUCCGACGGAUCCUUGAGGUGUGUGCAGCUAAGGUGGAGGAAGCGAAGCAACUGAGCGAGCGACUGAGUGCAGAUGGCGUCUGGAUUUCGCUCGACACCCUGCAGAGAGGCCUGAUGUCCCCGACCGAGUACCGCGUCUACCAGGAGCACCUGCGGGCGCUGGCCGAGAAGGAGCAGCAGAAGCGGCGUCCCGGUUCGAAGAAGAGUCCUUCACCGUACAGACGAUAAAGGAAGGUAAUACCAUACGGGCGAUGAUAACAGAAAGGAAAGGAGAAAGGCAGGAAAUGUGAAAAUAGAAGUGGAUGUAAGAGGGAGGAAAAUCGAAUGACAAGAAAUGGAGAAAUAGAAAUGAAAAUAAUAGAAAGCAAAAGCGAAAAACAGAAAACAGAAGUGAAAGUAACAGAGAGGAAUA
This is a messenger RNA of Penaeus chinensis, 525 nucleotides long. RefSeq lists its product as uncharacterized. The coding region runs from base 15 to 341 and encodes 108 amino acids. The record is from RefSeq and is a predicted model, not a curated record. Lineage: Eukaryota; Metazoa; Arthropoda; Malacostraca; Decapoda; Penaeidae. The transcript is spliced from 3 exons.